GAUUUGCAAGUGAUUAAGAACACAAUCCAACUAAUACAGGAAUAAUGCAACAUCAAAAUGUUUAUUCCUUUCUUCUGGUGUUGAUUGGCAUGUCACUAGCUGGGGUCAUUUAUCUGGGCUUCUCCUCUACCUGGUCUAGCAGGUCAAAGGAUUACCAGGGAAUCACGAUCUUGUCCAAAUCAGAAAUAUCGGGUGAACAAAGGAAGUGCUCCAAUAGCAGUUCAGGAGCAAAGGAGAAUCAGAAGAUCUUGUACUUGCAGUCACCACAAGGACUUUUGUACAAACAGCCCACUGUGGUGGGCCCAGAUGGCCCUGUUUCCCUGACACCAUGGUUGGCCCCAAUUGUAUGGGAAGGUACUUUUGAUCCCACGAUAAUUGAUCCUAUCUACAAACAAAAAAACAUCACUAUAGCUACUACAGUGUUUGCUCUUGGAAAAUACACACAGUUUCUUACUGCUUUUCUGGAGUCAGCAGAGCAGUAUUACUUUGUUGGAUUUCGUGUGUAUUAUUAUGUGUUUACUGAUAAACCAAAGGAGGUUCCUUUAGUAAAACUGGGUAAAGCAAGGCAUGUGGUGGUGUUAAACAUCCCUAGUUCUAACAGGUGGCAGGAGAUCACUUUGCGCAGAAUGAAAAUGCUAGAGAAUCUGAUUGAGGAUCGAUUGGCCUUUCAAGCCGACUACAUUUUCAGCCUUGAUGUAGAUACAAAGUUCUAUGGCCGCUGGGGUGUGGAGUCUUUGGGUCGUCUUGUAGGUGUGAUACACCCAGGCUACUACCAAACACCACGUGAACAAUUCCCAUAUGAGCGUAGGCUAGAGUCACAAGCCUUCAUUCCCUCUACAGAGGGUGAUUUUUAUUAUGGUGGAGCUGUGCUUGGUGGCUUAGUGAAAGAUGUACAUGAGCUUGCAAAAACCUGCCGGGAGCAGUUGGACAUUGAUGCUGCUAAGUCCAUUGAGGCAGUAUGGCAGGAGGAGUCUCACUUGAACAAGUAUUUUCUUUAUAACAAACCCAGUAAGUUGCUCUCACCUGAGUUUCUGUGGCAGGACUUUAAAGCAAAAACAAAUGAGGUCAAAAUCAUUCGCUUCUCUCAAGUUAUUAAAAACUAUGCUGCAGUUCGUCCCAACCCAUAGCAGCUGUUAUCAACUUUUUUUGGUGUUGGCAUAGGUAUAAAAAAUAAAAAAGAAGAUGCCAAGGGUUAAAAUGUAAUUGUUGUUCUUGGAUCACUGCCAGAACUGUUGCCAAAUAAGUUUUCAUUAUUGUAAUUUAACAUUUAAGCAAGACAUAACAUCAAUGAAUUACUUUCAAGAUAAAUAAAAUAAAUAAUACAUAACAUCAAGAGCAAUAACUGCUCUCAGUGAGCAUUUGGAUGAAAAUGUAAUUCAAGUAUAAAAUUGUGGGACAACAUUUAAUGGGAUUAAUGAGAUAAAACAAGGCAUUGUUACUAUAGCAUAAAAAUCACUUGUCUAAAUUUUGGGGGAUUUGGAGUUUAACUAUGUCAGUUCUACAUACUUUGUGAUCAAUUGAACAUUACUGUACAUAUUACCACUUGCAGAGGCAAAAGAAAAUGCAAAGAAAUCCAGUUGAGCUCAAAAUUGUAUAAUUGCUGUAUUCAUGAAUGUUUUUAUGCGAGUCAAAUACAUAUUUUCAUUUUAAAGCUAAUUGAAUGGAUAAUAAAGCUUAAAGUGAAAACAAACAUGGAGAAAUAAUUUUAAUGCUCUUUUCCAUUUACUUUAAUUUCCAUUUACUACAAAUUUUUAUUGUUAAUGACAAAUCCUGAAUGUAUAUAAGAGAUCACGUCUCAUUAUUAGCACUGUGUCCUGUUUUUGAUGUAUGUGGGGAAAAACUUUCACUGUAAUUCCUUAAAGUUAUUUCUAUAUUUCAUAACACAGAUCCAUUAUAUUUACCCAUGCACAAUGUGACAAAUGCUACAUUCAUGUGAAAGAAAGCCUGUGUCCCAUAAGUUCUCUUUAUUUACAUUUUACUUUACAUUGUACUGCCAUUUCAAAUUUCUGCACUAAUACUCAAUGCUUUGUAUGUAUGUUAACAGCCUUUUGCCUGAUUACAUGUUAGU
Xyrauchen texanus (razorback sucker) is the source of this 2068-nucleotide messenger RNA. RefSeq names its product globoside alpha-1,3-N-acetylgalactosaminyltransferase 1-like. Gene Ontology annotation, molecular function: hexosyltransferase activity. The transcript is spliced from 8 exons. The record is from RefSeq and is a predicted model, not a curated record. Gene Ontology annotation, biological process: carbohydrate metabolic process. NCBI's taxonomy places the organism in Eukaryota, Metazoa, Chordata, Actinopteri, Cypriniformes, Catostomidae. Gene Ontology annotation, cellular component: membrane; vesicle; Golgi apparatus. Bases 45 to 1127 code for a protein of 360 amino acids.